Molecule: messenger RNA, 447 nt
Organism: Kwoniella botswanensis
Lineage: Eukaryota; Fungi; Basidiomycota; Tremellomycetes; Tremellales; Cryptococcaceae
Exons: 1
Coding region: 1-447 (148 amino acids)
Biological process (GO): mitochondrial respiratory chain complex II assembly
Cellular component (GO): mitochondrion
Source: RefSeq, a predicted model, not a curated record
AUGACAUCUCUCCUUCGAUCUGCUCUUCCAUCCAUAUCUCGCCCCUUUCCUAUCCGAUCACUAUCCACCUUCUCUCCCCUCCUAUCCAAAAACGCACCAUCCUUCUCUCGACCUGGUCCUCCACCUCUCCCGCCAUCCGACCAAGCAGAGUUCGAAGCUCUGAUCAAAGCGAACGAGACGAUUGGCGCCUCGCCCGAUAUAGUUGACAAUCCCCAAAAGGGGAUCAAGGCAUCGGAGGAGUUGCACAAGGACGUUAGGAGAGGACCAAGACCCGAUUUCGAGGGUGAUGUCAAUCCCAAGACGGGCGAGAGAGGAGGGCCGAAGAGUGAUCCGUUCAAGGCUGGGGAUCAGGAUUGGAGUUAUGCAGGGAGAGUUACGGUGAGUUUGAGUGAUAUCUGGGAUCUCAAGGUGAGGAGGAGAACGCUGAUGUUUUGUCUUCGAUCAUGA